AUGAAGGGCUUUCAGAAGGGUUGGGAAGUUGUCAAGGGCCGCAAGGCCAGCAUCUCUCACCCACUUGCAGUGGGUAAGAAGAAGAUUGCCAACGGCGUAAAAAACGCCGCUAAGAAAGUGCGCCGUCGCAUUUCGACCUGGCGCAAGGGCAAGAAGGAGACCUGGGGGUUCAACCAGGUCUACCCCCACGAGCCGCCUCAGCGGCCUCGUUCAAGUUCGUCCCUGUCCGGAGUGACGACCGGUGGAGAGGAGGAGGAUGAGGAGGACGGCAACGAUGAGUUGAGCGAGCGCUUCAUGGGCCGCACCAGCCCUGACAACUGGGCGCAUGACAUCGCCGGGCUUCCCGUUCUAGUCGGCCAAGACCCUGCACAGGUUGCUGUCGAGUCCUCGCAAGACAAUGCCGAUAGUCGCACUGUGGCAAGGGUCCCUACUUCAAGCCGCCAUGCCGUCCGCUCCCUGCGCGAGCCAACUCAGCAGGUGGUCUACCUUCCGCCUCAGAGGCGCCCGCCAUCGCCCUCGACGGUUGAUAUACAUUUGCCGCCGAACGAGGAAGCCAGCACGCUGGCGAGCAGUUUACCUGCCCUUUAG
This is a messenger RNA of Penicillium cataractarum, 588 nucleotides long. RefSeq lists its product as uncharacterized. The transcript is spliced from 3 exons. The record is from RefSeq and is a predicted model, not a curated record. Lineage: Eukaryota; Fungi; Ascomycota; Eurotiomycetes; Eurotiales; Aspergillaceae. The coding region runs from base 1 to 588 and encodes 195 amino acids.